Microtus ochrogaster (prairie vole) is the source of this 13644-nucleotide messenger RNA. It is a transcript of the gene Nbeal1, whose product is annotated as neurobeachin like 1. Lineage: Eukaryota; Metazoa; Chordata; Mammalia; Rodentia; Cricetidae. Gene Ontology annotation, molecular function: protein kinase binding. The record is from RefSeq and is a predicted model, not a curated record. The transcript is spliced from 43 exons. Gene Ontology annotation, cellular component: cytosol; membrane. Gene Ontology annotation, biological process: intracellular protein localization. The coding region runs from base 169 to 6765 and encodes 2198 amino acids.
UCAGGCUGUAGAAGGUGAUCAUACUUCAGUUGGUAUUUUGGGCAUUAGUAAUGUCCAUCCUCUCUUGGUUCUUAUCCAAUGACUUCCAGAGCUAGAAUCACAUGACCUACAAAUAUUCAUCUCUGAUUGGCUGAAAACAUUUGUUGUAUUAAUAAACAGAGCCGAACUAUGUGUGUGAAUGCAAACAUGGGAAUAAGAAUCAUUGAAACCCUUGAAUCCCAUUCUUCCCUACAUCGAACUUGUGCUGAGAACUUGAUAACAAUUCAUGGUUCAUUGGGGAGUCUGUCUGUGAGCUCAGAAGAAAUCCGUCGACUACUACGAUUGCUGAGAGUAGAUGAACCUGAGUUUAUUCACCCGUAUACCAUUCCUGUGACUCGUGCGAUUCUGACAAUGGCACGGAAACUCAAUCUUGAGAGUGCACUGCAGUAUUUUAAUUUGUCACAUAGCAUGGCAGGAAUUUCUGUGCCUGCCAUUCAGAAAUGGCCUGGGUCUGCAUUUUCCUUCUCUGCUUGGUUUUGCUUAGAUCAGGAUCAAUUACCCCUUGACACUGAUAACAAAGGAGGAAAAAGAAAACAAUUAUAUAGUUUUUUUACAGGAAGUGGAAUGGGUUUUGAAGCUUUUAUUACUCACUCAGGUAUGUUGGUUGUGGCAGUGUGCACAAAAAGAGAAUAUGCAACAGUUAUGCUUCCUGACCACAGUUUCUGUGACUCUCUCUGGCACAACAUAACCAUUGUUCACAUGCCUGGGAAAAGGCCCUUUGGUCCGAGCAUCAUCUAUAUCUAUGACAAUGGACAACAAAAGGUUUCUGCUCCUCUCAGAUUUCCUGCCAUGAAUGAGCCAUUUACUUCCUGUUGUAUUGGUUCAGCUGAGCAAAGAACCACUACUCCUCCACCAUCUCAAAUCCCAGAUCCACCAUAUUCUACUCCCAUAACCCCUCACCGGACAUCAUUUGGUGGAAUAUUGUCAUCAGCCUCCUGGGGUGGAACAAUUGAAAAAUCAAAAUUAAUUACGAAAUUAAUUUCAGCUGGAACUCAAGAUAGUGAAUGGGGUUGCCCCACAUCCUUGGAAGGGCAGCUAGGUUCUGUUAUUGUAUUCCAUGAAGCACUCCAGCCUUCACAGGUUAAGGCCUUAUAUUUAGCAGGUCCAAAUUGCUUAAGCCCUUGGAAGUGUCAGGACUAUGAUAUGGCCGGCCUACCAAGUAACAUCCUCCUUCAGUACACAGCAAAGGCUUGCGAAAAUUCAAUUUGCCUUGACUUGUCUACUAAUUAUUUGCAUGGAAGAUUAACAGGAAACAAAGUAGUGAAUUGGGACAUUAAAGACAUCAUCAAUUGUAUAGGUGGGUUAAAUGUACUUUUUCCUAUCCUGGAACAAAUAAGCCACUUUAUUGAAGGACAGACUUCUGAAGGAAUGAAUGAAAACACAGUUCCUGAAUUAAUAACACCGAUUGAACAGGAAUGUAUGGCAUUGUCCUCCACAAAGGCAUCAGAGUCAAGACUAGAGAGAAAUCUAGUUGCAACAUUUAUCUUGAUUGUGAAGCACUUUAUUCAGAGGCAUCCUAUCAACCAGGACAAUCUUAUUCAAUCCCAUGGGGUUGCAACUCUUGGUGCCUUACUUCAAAAGGUGCCAGGUACCCUAAUGGAUGUUAAUGUAUUGGUGGCAAUUCAAUUACUAAUUGAACAGGUAUCAUUAGAAAAAAACACAUUAUUGCUUCAACAAAUGUAUCAGUAUUUACUCUUUGACUUCUGCAUUUGGAACCGUGGAGAUUUCCCUUUUCGGAUUGGCCAUAUACAGUAUAUUUCAACUAUCAUUAAAGACAGCAGGAGAAUUUUCCGGAAGAAGUACGGUGUGCAGUUUCUCCUAGAUACACUUAGGAUUUAUUAUGGGCAUGGUUGUACAUGUAAUGAGCUUUCUCCAGAAGAUAUUCGAACAAUUAGGACUUCUUUGUAUGGGCUAAUUAAAUAUUUUCUUUGUAAAGGUGGAACUCAUGAAGAAAUACAAAGUAUCAUAGGUUACAUAGCUGCUACUAAUGAGGAAGAACAGCUUGUUGGAAUUUUGGAUAUACUCUUCAGUCUUCUACGAACCAGCCCAACUAGAGGUCAGCUUUUCUCACUGAUGUUUGAACCAGGAAAUGCUGAUAUACUGUAUGCUUUGCUGCUAAAUCAGAAGUACUCUGACAAACUAAGAGAAAUCAUUUUUAAGGUUAUAGAGCAGAUGUUAAAAUGCACCAGUGUUUAUGAACGUAGUAAACAACGCAUCCGUCUCAGAGAAGUUGGCUACUCAGGAAUUGGACUCCUCCUUAAUGAAGUUCCAGUUAAUGUGUCUCUCAUUAAAAACCUUGUCAAUCAAAUCAUUAAUGCAGAUCCUGUUAUCAAUUUCAAAGAUCUGUUAUCUGUAGUAUAUAUCUCUCACAGAACACACGUAAAUGUCAGAAUGGUCCUCUGUAGAAAGAUAUUACAGAUUUUGCAGUCCCAGCCAGAAGCAGCAUACCAGAUAGCACAACAAGUGGGUUGGCAAGAUACCUUUGUAAGACUUCUCUUAAAAUCAAACUUUGAAAAUGUAAAUUCUCUUCAUAAACAUGGAAAGGCUGUUUCAGUGAAAGAAAAUAAAAAUGUGUCCACUGAAAAGCUAGAUGAUGAAAAAAUGACAUUACCUGAUAUAUCUUCAGAUCAUUGGAGUCUGGAAGAUAGUCAGUCCCUGAACUCAAACACACCAUUAUUUCAAGAAGUAAACUCUGAAGUAGAAUUAUCUUUCAAGUCAGAAAAUGAAGAAUUCUGGCAUAGUAACACUUCCCAUCUGAGUUUAGAUCUCAGUGGAACUGACUCAUGUGAACUGAGUGAGUGUGGAAGUCAAAUGCCAGACAGUUCACCUAGCACACCAUCCCCAGUGGAGUCUACUAAGUCCUUCUCUGUGCCAUCUGACAGAGAAAGGAGUAUCACAAAUGAAAUGGACUUUAGUGAUGACUUCGCCUUCCUUGAAAGCAAAGAGGAAUGUGAAGAGGAGCUUCUUCAGUUGGUUACAAAUAUUUUGAAUUAUAUCAUGUGUAAAGGACUAGAAAAGUGUGAUGAAGACACUUGGGUUGAAAGAGGACAAGUGUUUUCAGCAUUAACUAAACCAGGAAUAUCAAGUGAACUACUUCGAUCGUCAGAUGAAGUAAAACUAAUUUUGCUACAGAAGAUGUUAGAAUGGACAGUCACAGAACACAGAGAUGCAAAAAGUAGUCCUGUAACUGCUGAAAAUGUCUUCCGACUCAUGCUGAUCAUACAGGACUUCCUGCAGUCAGAAGGACUGGUUAAUUCAAACAUGUGGACUGAGAAGCUUUUAGAAGAUACCACACAGCUCCUUGACUAUCUGUCAGCGUGGUAUUCUGAGAAUCCAGGAUGGGUAAAACUCUCUCAGAUACAGAUCCAGUUGCUUCUGGAGUUCAUUGGAAGAGGCAGUUUGCAGGUUUGUGCAAUAGCAUCAGCUAAGCUAAAUGCCCUUCUUCAGACUAAAGUGAUUGAAAAUCAAAAUGAAGCAUGCUACAUUUUAGGGAAACUAGAACAUAUUCUAAGUCGGUCAAUCAAGGAACAGACAGAAAUCUAUUCAUUUCUGAUUCCUCUUUUCCGUACUCUGGUUUCUAAAAUUUAUGAGCUUCUUUUCAUGAACUUGCACCUGCCUUCUUUGCCUUUUACUGAUGGAAGUACUUCAUUUUUUGAAGAUUUUCAAGAAUACUGCAAUUCAGAUGAAUGGCAAGUUUACAUUGAAAAAUACAUUAUACCUUACAUGAAGCAAUAUGAAACACAUACAUUUUAUGAUGGUCAUGAGAGCAUGGCACUUUACUGGAAGAAUUGCUAUGAAGCCUUAAUGGUGAAUAUGCAUAAAAGAGACCGAGAGGGAGGAGAAAGUAAAUUGAAAUUUCAGGAGUAUUUUGUGGAGCCAUUUAAUCGAAAAGCACGUCAAGAGAACUUGAGGUACAAUAAUAUGAUUAAACAACUUAGCAGUCAACAGUUGGCCACUUUUAGAUGGUGGAAGGCAAAUAGACUCUAUCUUACAUGUGAAAGGGGGCCUUGGGCUAAAAGGAAACCGAAUCGAAUUCAUUGGAAACUGGCUAAUGUAGAAAAUUAUUCCCGCAUGAGACUUAAACUGGUACCUAAUUAUAAUUUCAAUAACCAUGAGGAUGCUAGUGCCUUAAGAGAUAAUUUAGGUGUCCAACACUUGCAGCCUUCUAAUGACUCUUUGCUUUUGGAAGUAGUGAAACAAGUUAAACUUAGUGAUAUGGAGGAAGAUAAACUAGAACUUCUGGAAGAGGACAUGGUAGCCAGAGUAAAUAUUGAUGAGAAGGAAGAACAGGAUCAAAAGGAAAAAUUGGUGUUGACUGAAGACUGUGAACUCAUUACAGUAAUCAACAUAAUUCCUGGCAGAUUAGAAAUCACUACUCAACACAUUUACUUCCAUGAUAACAGUAUUGAAAAAGAAGAUGGAAUAGGCUUUGAUUUUAAGUGGUCUCAUUCUCAAAUUCGAGAGAUUCACUUACGUCGUUACAACUUAAGAAGAUCAGCACUUGAGAUAUUUCAUAUUGAUCAAUCUAACUACUUUCUCAAUUUCAAAAAAGAGGUUAGAAACAAAGUAUAUAGCAGCCUGUUGUCACUUCAUUCUUCUAAUAGUUAUGGAGCAAGAUCACCACAAGAAUUGUUCAAAGCAUCAGGAUUGACACAGAAAUGGGUGAAUCGAGAGAUAACAAACUUUGACUACCUCAUUCAAAUAAACACAAUGGCAGGACGAACCUAUAAUGACCUUGCACAGUACCCUGUAUUUCCCUGGAUUUUGCAAGAUUAUACUUCAGAAGAGUUGGACCUUAAUAACCCCACUGUGUUUCGAGAUCUUUCUAAACCAAUUGGAGUAGUUAAUGAAAAAAAUGUGAAAGCUAUGCAAGAAAAGUAUGAAACUUUUGAGGAUCCAAUGGGAACAAUUGAUAAGUUUCAUUAUGGUACUCACUAUUCAAAUUCUGCAGGUGUCAUGCACUAUCUUAUCCGUGUAGAACCGUUUACUACCCUCCACAUCCAGCUUCAGAGUGGAAGGUUUGACUGUGCAGACCGGCAGUUCCAUUCCAUCCCUGCUACCUGGCAAGCUCUUAUGGAUAAUACAUAUGAUGUAAAAGAACUUAUUCCUGAAUUCUUCUAUUUCCCCGAGUUUUUAGAAAAUCAAAAUGAAUUUAAUCUGGGUCACCUACAAGUUUCUCAAGAAUUGGUAAAUGAUGUCAUUCUUCCAAGAUGGGCUAAGUCAGCUGAAGAUUUUAUUUAUAAACACAGAAAAGCUCUGGAGUCUGAGUAUGUUUCUGCUCAUCUUCAUGAAUGGAUAGACCUGAUUUUUGGCUACAAACAAAGAGGACCAGCUGCAGUGGAAGCACUCAAUGUCUUCUACUACUGUAGUUAUGAAGGUGCUGUAGAUCUUGAUGCCUUAACAGAUGAAAAGGAAAGAAAAGCCUUAGAAGGGAUGAUUAACAAUUUUGGACAAACACCUUGUCAGCUGUUAAAGGAACCACACCCUCCAAGAUUAUCAGCAGAAGAAGCCAUACAAAAGCAAACCAAAACAGAAAUCUCAACCCUCAACCUCUUUCAGCAUCUCCCUGAAUUGAAGUCAUUUUUUAUAGAGGGAAUUAGUGAUGGUAUUCCUCUAUUAAAGGCCAUCAUCCCCCCAAAUCAAUCUCGUUCUUUUAUGUCUCAAGGAAGCCCUGAGUUACUGAUAACAGUAAGCAUUAAUUAUGUUAUUGGAACCCAUGGAUGGCUACCUUAUGACAGAAAUAUUUCUAACUACUUCACAUUCAUCAAGGAUCAAACUGUAACUAACCCAAAAGCUCAGCGAACUGUGAAUGGUCCUUUUGCUCCAGGGCUGGAAAUCACUUCCAAGCUGUUUAUAGUGUCACAUGAUGCAAAGUUGCUCUUCAGUGCCGGACACUGGGAUAAUAGUAUCCAAGUAACAUCACUUACCAAAGGCAAAAUUGUCUCACAUAACAUCCGACAUAUAGAUAUUGUGACUUGCUUAGCUACAGAUUACUGUGGAAUACACUUGAUUUCUGGUUCCAAGGACACUACAUGUAUGAUAUGGCAGAUAACACAACAGGGAGGCACUGCUGUGGGCUUAGCAUCUAAACCUUUUCAGAUUCUUUAUGGACACACUGAUGAGAUAUUGAGUGUGGGCAUCAGCACUGAACUUGACAUGGCAGUAUCAGGGUCAAGGGAUGGUACUGUGAUUAUACAUACCAUUCAGAAAGGUCAAUACAUGAGGACUUUACGGCCACCUUGUGAGAGUUCCCUGUUCCUGACCAUUCCCAGUUUGGCUGUCUCUUGGGAAGGACACAUUGUCAUCUAUUCCAGCUUGGAGGAGAAGCCCACUCUCAAGGAUAAGAACAUGUUACAUGUGUUUUCUGUAAAUGGAAAGCAUCUGGGGUCUCAAGUCCUGAAUGAGCAAAUAUCAGACAUGUGCAUAAUUGGGGAGCACGUAAUCACUGGCAGCAUACAAGGGCUCCUGUCUAUAAGAGAGCUUCACAGUUUGAAUCUCAGCAUCACUCCGUUAGCCAUGCGAUUACCUAUCUACUGUGUUUCCGUAACCAAAGAAUGCAGCCACAUUCUUGUAGGCUUAGAAGAUGGCAAAUUGAUUGUAGUAGGUGUUGGCAAGCCAGCCGAGAUGCGUUCGGGUCAGCUUUCUCGAAAAUUGUGGGGAUCUAGCAAGCGACUCAGCCAGAUUUCAGCUGGAGAAACUGAAUAUAAUACUCAAGAUUUCAAAUGAUUGUUAUUCCCACCUCCUGUGAUGGAAAACCAAACUGCAGUUAUUGCUUUGUCCCUUUAGCUGCGCUCUACUCGCGGGAAGUCUUCAAGGAUUUUAUCUUUAAAACGUUUAAAGAUUACGGCGGUUUGAUAUUUGUGAAGAUGUAGGUUGAGUUGUGGAGGCUGAGGCAGGUGGAUCAAGUUCAAGGUCAGCCUGGGCUACAUAGCAAGACCUUGCCACAAAAAUUAAGUAAAUAAAUAAAGUUGUAGGUUCUAUUAAAUCAAUUUUAAAAGUUUCAUCAGCAAUGAGUCUAGUUUUGUUAACCAGUACUAAAGUUGAAUUGAGAAAAUAUAUUUGAUUCAAUUUGGUAAUCCAUUCCUAAAUCAUUAAAUCCAAUUUUUAAAAAACAAACUUCUAAUAUUAUAUACUUAGAUUGAAUUCCCUUAAUCUAAGUAGCAAAAUUUAAGACAUUUCUGAUAAAGUAGCAGAGAUGAUGGAGAGUUGACAGAUGUGGCUUUUCAUGUAUUCUUCAGAUAAUCAUUUUUCUUUUUACUCACCAUUUCAUUAAAAGCAUAACCUUUUAGGCAUUUGUUGUACAAUUGAGUUUUCAAAAAUUGCAGGCCUGUAUAAUUGGAUUAAAUACAAAUACUGAAAUAAACAUUGGUUUAUUUCCCUACCUUUAAUAUAUUAGUAAUAAAAAUUUACUAAAUUGCAUUAUUAUUCUUAAGUAACAAAAGUUGAAUAGGAAAAAGAAAAACUAGAGAUAAUUUUGACGAAUGUACUUCAUUAACAGUAUAUUCAAACAAAAAUGCUGACUGUGGCCCUGGUCAACUGGUCCUUUAGUAACAUUUGCAGCACAAUUUACAUGUGUGAAAUUCAAAAUUUUGUGAAUUUGUCUUUAUUAAGCAAAAACUGUACUCUCUUUGUGGUUAAUCCUUUCUAUCCUGAUGAUCAUGAGUUGUCAGUGAUGUUCUAAGAGGUCGUAAAAGAUGGAGUAACACUGCAUAAUUCAGAGUAGCCAUUUAGAUAAAGUAAAAUCUUUUAUUGCAUGUUAUAUACAACUGUUUGGAUGAUAGCUAUUUUGUUACAGCUUGUUAAAUAUUACAUUAUAUCUAAUUUUUUAAGUAAAAAUGUUGAUUGAUUUAAUUUGGAAUUCAAAGUAAUUGUUAUUUAUUUUUUUGUAAAAUUGACUUUUGAGUUAUUAGGGUAGAGAAGUUUUACAACUACAAGUAUUGGCAAUCUGAGACUCCACAGGCUUUGGGAAGAUUGGUGAAUCUCUGAAGUUGUACGGAAAUUUAUAUAUUGAGCCUAUUUUCAGGAAAGAAUUAUUGCAUGAUUUUCUUAAAAUGAUUUAUGGGCAACAACAGAUGAUUUUACAAUGGUAGCCUUUCAAAAUUAUAUUCUCUUUUAUUCUGCUGACCAUACAUUUCCAUAUACCUGAUUGUCUUUUCAGUUGAAUCCUGAAGAAAUUUUGAUUUUUCAUUUUCCCUCUCCUAUUGACCACAGUACCCUAUGGUCUUUUCUUUAUAAUCCCAUAAAUAAGUUUUUAAAAAUAUAGGUGUAAAAGACUAUGUUUAGGAAAAUUUUACAAUAUUUUGAUUUGUUGUUGGUCAGGAUUAGUAAAACACUGUAAAAUCACUGUUUAAUAAGUUAAAAUUGUCUGAUUAGGGAAAAAAUAGCUUCAAAUGGCACUGAUAUCAACUGGUAGAAAAGUAGAAUUUGUGUAAAUGUGAUGAUUUCCUUUUUGAAAGACUUCAGGAAUUUGUUGGAAGUGUCAGGAGUCAAUAGAGAUGAUUAUGGUACAUGAAACAUUUCUUCUUUUCAUUUCUGCUCCUCCAGUUUCCACAUACUGGACCAUCUAUUCAUAGAAAUUAUAAGGGAGUUCAUGUCAGAACCAACAUGAUUCGGUGAUUUUUUUCUUAUUGUUGGGCUUAUUUUUUAUUUAUAUAUUUUAUUUUUGGUUUUUUGUUUUGUUUCGUUUUCUUCAAGACAGGGUUUCUCUGUUUAGUUUUGACUGUCCUGGAACUCAUUCUGUAGAUCAGAUUGGCCUUAAACUCAAAAAGACCCACCUGCCUCUGUUGCCUCCCAAAUACUGGGAUUAAAGGCGUGUGCCACCACUGCCAGGCAAUGAUUGGUUAUCAGUCCGUAGUAGAAUGCUUGCCUAUAUUGUUCAAGAUCCUGGGUUUACUCCCUAGCAUGUAUGAAAGAGACAGAAGAAACAAAGACAGGUACUAACUGAGUCCAAAUCAAGACUUGGUAAGGGUUUCUUUUGGCAGUUUAUCCACACAUGCUGCUCUUUCAUGGCUCAUAAACAAGAAGCUGUGCUCAGUUUUAUAUAGGUCUGACCCGUGUACAAUCAAUGUUAGAUGUUAAAGGAAAAUUGUUCCUUUUAAUUAUUUUGAGGUUUAGAAAAUGCUAGCUCUAUUCUUGAAUAAUGAACUUUUUGUUUUGUUGUCAUUGUUUGUUUGUAUUUCAAGACAGGGUUUCUCUGUAUCGCCCUGAAACUCACUGUGUAGACCAGGCUGUAUUUGAACUCAGAGAUCUGCCUGAUUCUUCCUCUUGAUUAAAGGUGUGACUGCCACCACCCAGCCAAGAAUGAGCUUUUGUAUUAAUUAAAAUAAGCAAAUCUAGUGGAGCUGUUACCUGAGUUAAUAUAUUCGUCACGUAAACAGUAGAGCCAUGAAAUUAAAAGUCACUAGAUAAUAUCACUAGUAAGAUGCACUUUUACAGUGGAGUGUAGCUGUUAUCCAUAGAAACUUUCAUAAUGUAUAUUGGAAGAAAUUAUUAGAAUGGAUUGAUAGCUGGAUAUUUUAGUUAAUGAGUAUAAAAUCUCAUCUUGGCUGCUGUUGGUGUCAGUUCAUCGUUUCAGGACUUUUCAUCUACUUUUGUUUCUUGAUAGUAAUAAUGAUGAAUAUUAAAAUCUCAGGUAAUAAGAGAUUUAUGCUAAGAUAAUGUUCUUUCUUUUGGAAAGUGAGGUCAGAAGUUGUUUUGCUGUUGUUGGUGGUGGCAGUGUGUGCAUAUUUAUACAAUUUGCUGUAUGUACUUAGAGAAUAAAACACUGUAAUAUAUAACUCCCCCCCAGUCAGUAUUCUGUUAUUGUAAAAUUGAAGAAAAAGAACAAAUCAGAACAUGAAAGUCAAGGAACUGCAAAAAUAAAGAUUAGCAUUAACUUUCUAGCCAGUGUUGCCUGUGAAAGAAGUUUCUGUUAAUUUCCCUUAGUCACAGUACAUCCUCGUGUGUGAGGAGAAGUUUCUCUUUUUCCUUGUGAUACACACGGCACUGUUCUUCACAGCGCUGACACUGGAGUGCUACAUACUACUAAAGAGUAAGUGUGCCCACAAAAUUAGAAUUUAGACUUGAGGAUUGACUCGUAGUCAUAGCUUCAUUGUAUUUCUUUUCAAAUAUCCUAAGAAAGUGAAACUGAGUGCCAGUUUUUGCUUAGUGUUGAUAGAGGCAUGGCAUUUACCUGUAAAUAUAACAUUAUUCUUACUAAAGAUAUCUCUAAGGAAAGCUUUAAUUGAAUUUUGAGCUGUCAAUUCUUUUUAAAAUACGUUUAUAAAGUAAGUAGCGUCAUCUUUGCCUCCUUUUUCAAUAAAAACAUGAGACUUUUACUGUAUUGGAUAUGAACAAGGUAUUAAAUGUGUAAUACCUAUAUCUGGGAUGUGUGUGUGAAGGUGUUCUCACAUUGCUAAACCUAUUUUCUUAACCCUAUCUUUACACUUUUUGAGUGAUAUGUACAUUUUUUAUCUAGACCCAAACCCUGAUGUAAGUGUUCUGUCUCUAACAGAAACUUCUUUUCCCACUGGCAGCAAAUACUCUUUCUUAGUACUUUUUCCUAAUUUGUGUGCAUGUCAUAUAUGUAGCAUUUUGUUUGUUUUAGAUGAUCCCAUAUAAACAUGGUUCUGAAAAUUUUCCUCAAAGUGCCUUUUCUGAUGACAUUAGGCAACAAUACAAUGCUAUCAGGCUUUAAUAUUACUUAUUACUUACAUAAUUUAAAUACAGCAUUUUCUGUGCCACUGAUUAUUCCAACACCAGGCCGUGUCUUUGUUUCAUAUGGACAGAACCACUCUAUUUCCUUUUCAUUAUUGAAAAGUUCGUUAAUUUUAUCAUGAGCUCUUAGACUUUCAUAUUUAAAAUCACAAUUUACAUUUACCUCCAAUAAUAUUGUCUGCUUGCUAUUAAUAUUUCCUAACUCAAUAUUUUCCACACCAAUAUUUCGACAAAAAGUGUAAAAUUUUUUUUCCCAGUAUUCGGGAGUGAACUCAGGGCCUCACGCAUGUUAGGCAAGAUAAAAAGCAUUAGUAGUCAGUGCUAAAAGAAAGAAUCAGAUGUCUUAUAGCAUUGAAGUUAUAAUGAAUAGAGUUCUCCCACUAUGAAAGCAUUGAGUAAAUCCUCCUAAAUACUCUUGGUGAUGUUUGCAGGUAUGCCUCUGUAUGAAAUAUUCUUUAAUAUUUUCAUAGGUUUUAGAAGUUAGAACUAAUAGAGCAUAAACAUCUGAGAGCUUUAGGCUAGGGAUGUAUCUUAGUGAUGGAACAUUUCAUAUGAAGUCCUGGGUUUGGCAUGGGUUCUUUACUCCAACACUGAGGCAGUGUAGAGCCUCACACAAAGAGCUCUCCCACUGACCUCAGCACGUCAGCUCACAGAGUGGCUCCGAGUUCGAGGGAGCAGAGCAGACCUACCUGUAGGAUUCAUCAGUAGGCUAGGCCUCAGUAAUACGUGGGACUUUCACAGGUUCAAUCAAUCCCAGCUCUCAAAAAUUAUAAAUAGAUGUAUGUACAUAUAAUGUAUAUAAAUGAAUUUGUGCCUAAAUUGUAGAUACAUUUUUAUCUCUUGAAAAUCAUGUGACCAUCAUAAAUAUAGGAUUUACAUCUCUGCUUUUUGGUUAUAUGAAAAUUAUGUGGUUUUAUUUAUUAUAAAAACCUUAUAUAAACAUAGCCACAUUAUCAACUUAAGUUUUUUUGGCAAUAGUUAUUCAUUAGACACAUUUUUUAGACUAGUACCUUUACUGAAACAACACAGAAGUGGUUUUUAAACACAUUGCAAGGUUUGGACACAUGAAGAUAAUUCUUUUAGUGUCAAAAAGACACAAAUUCAGAGGCAUAUAUCUUUCCCUAAUGCACAGAGCAAGUUGAAAGUCACUGAUUCGAUAUUCUUUUGUCUAUGAAACAGUUUUCUUGUUAACCUUGAAAAUACAUAUCUUGCAUAAAUUAACAUAAGAAUAGCCAGAUUUCAUCAUUUGAAAAAUUAGGCAAAGUGGUACAUACACAUGGUUCCAAUUACUUGGAUGAGAUGGAAGGAUCACCUGAGCUGGGAAGUUCAAGAUCAGCCCGGACAAUGUAGAAAGCCUUCAUUUUAAAAGAAAGCAAAUAAUUUAAUUAAUGUUACAAAGGUGACUGUUAAAGAAGUGUUGCUGCUGUGUAUUUCCUUUUAUAGUGAGUUUUUUUAGUAAUUUAUACUUAUUCAUAAUUAUAAUAGUUACAAAGUGUUUCACUGCUUUAUAGUGCUAUUGUAAAUGAGCAAUCUAACAUGAGACUAAGGACAGUUAGGAUUUAGAUGAGACUGAGAAGUUUUACUGAUUAAAGUACGAACUAUUUUUAAAAGAAGUCUUACAGAGCAGUGGUGGUGCACACCUUUAAUCCCAGCACUCGGGAAGCAGAGGUAGGUGUUCUCUGUAAGUCUUUACUUUAUUUAAGAUUAUUUAAGUAAUAUAUUCUGUUGACAUAUUAAAAUUACAUGCUUUCUUAUAGUGUAGUCAAAUUGAGAAUUAUGCUUUUAAUGUCCCUUUUUUUCUCUUCCUUUUUUUUUGUGUUUGUUUUUUGUUUGGGGGACAGAUUCUGACUGUUGUAGUCUUGGCAGGCCUGGAUGUAUCCUUGUCAACGAAGUUGGUCACAAACUCAGAGAUCCAUCUACCUCUGCCUCUCAAGUGCUGAGAUUUUCAAGAAUAUACAUAAUUAUUUUGCUCAACAGAAAUAAUUCUGUCAGGGAGAUAACAGUAGUUAAAUUUAAUUGAAAAUAAAUUUGUAUUAUAUUGGAAUUAAAGAAAAAAGAUUUUGGAAGUUUAAAUGUUUUGUUAGGUAAUCCCUAAUGACUUUCAUAUAGUUUUACACUCAUUCCAAGAUUAUGGUAUAUUACAGUAGCUCUAUAUUUUUUUCAAGACAGGGUUUCUCUGUCCUAGAACUCACUUUGUAGACCAGCCUGGCCUUGAACUCAAAGAGAUCCACCUGCCUCUGCCCCCCAAGUACUGUAACUAAAAGGAUGAGCCACCACCAGCACCUUACAACGACUCUUACUGCUGAAGACCUUUUACAUUUUGAACAUUUCUUUUUCCUAUUCUGCCUUUUACUUCUCAAAGACUGUGCUUCAUAGAUACUACCAAAAGCAUUUUAUAUGUAGUUGCUGUUACUUAUAGUCAAAUUUACAUAAGAAAACUUUCUAGGAAGCCAUGUGACUUUCUGCUAAAUUCUUUUACAGGAUAAACUUACCUUUCUCUAUCAGAUUGCUUUUGUACAGUUGGAGACAAAAAAAAUAGCAAAAAGUAAUCAGAUCUCUAGAUAGCCAUUCUCUAUCAAAUUCAUUGUUAAAUUAAGACAAAAUUUAAAAACAUAUUUGAUUAAUUUGACGGUUUUUCUGGGACAGAUUAAUUAGAAGCAUUUCUGCUUUAACAGGAUGACAGUCUUUUGAAUACAUGAAUAUACACUAACUAGUUCAGAAGGCUUAGCUGAACAUCCAAAAUGACUUGUUUAAAAACAAGUUUUUAUACUUCUUACCUGAGUAUGGUAGUGCACCUCUAAUCCUGACAUAGGCUACAGCAGGAGGAUUGCUUCAAGUUUGUGAGCUACCCUGACUAUAGAAUGAAACCUCCCCCCACUCUCUCUCUGUGUGUGUGUGUGUGUGUGUGUG